AUGAAUCGUGUUGCCUUUGCUGCUCAAGCUAAUGAACUCUUCGGUAAUGAUGUAAUGAAUCCACAACAGAAUCUCAAAUGGAUGGAUAAACCAGUUGGUGAUUCAAGUCCACUUGGUUUUUUAAAACCAUUAAAUUCAUUAUUAGUUAAACAAGUUGUUUCACUGACAGAAUUCAUGUUUUCCGUUUCUGCUCAAGCAAAAUAUGGAAUUUUUAAUGAUAAAGGCGAACAAGUUUAUUAUGCAUUUGAAGAAAGUGAUUUUUGUCAACGUAUAUACUGUCCAGCAACUCGUCGAUUUGAUCUUCAUAUUGUUGAUAGUACAAAUCAAGAAAUAGUUCGUAUUAAACGUGAAUUUAAAUGUUGUUCAGGAUAUGUUUGUUGUGCUUGUUGUUCAGCAUGUAGUCAUGAAAUAGUUGUUGAAUCUCCUCCUGGUACUGUAAUUGGUUAUGUUACCCAAGAAUGUAGUUUUCAUCGUGUGCAUUAUGCUCUUAAAGAUGCACAUGAUAAUGUUAUAUUGAAAAUUAUUGGCCCAGGAUGUAUGUGUGAUGGACCAUAUGCUUGUUGUUGUGAAAAUAAAUUUACUUUAAUUGGUAAUGAUGGUGUAUCAGAAAUAGGCUCUAUUCAUAAAAAAUAUCGAGGAUUUUUGGCUGAAGCUUUGACUGCUGCUGAUACAUUUACUAUUCAAUUUCCACUUGAUUUGGACGUUCAAAUGAAAGCAGUUGCAAUUGGUGCUUUAUUUUUAAUUGAUUUUGCUCAUUUUUCUGAACCACCUCGAAAUCGUAGACGAUAA
Molecule: messenger RNA, 789 nt
Organism: Rotaria sordida
Lineage: Eukaryota; Metazoa; Rotifera; Eurotatoria; Philodinida; Philodinidae
Source: the annotation of a GenBank genome assembly